GAUCCCGCCCCAUUCGGAGUCCCACGCUGUCGGAAACGGAAAUAGCACACGGCUCUGCCUGAGUAGCCAUAACUGCCACCGCCAUGCCGAAAGGACCCAAGCAGCAGCCGCCUGAACCCGAGUGGAUCGGGGAUGGAGAGAGCACAAGCCCCGCAGGUAAGCAUUCACAAUGUCUGUUAAACCUUCUAGACAAGGUGGUGAAGAAAGGGAAGAAGGACAAGAAGACCAAAAAGACGUUCUUUGAAGAGCUAGCAGUAGAAGAUAAACAGGCUGGGGAAGAGGAGAAAGUGCUUAAGGAAAAGGAGCAGCAGCAGCACCAGCAGCAGCAAAAAAAGAAACGAGACGCUCGAAAAGGCCGGCGGAAGAAGGAUGCAGACAAUGAUGGAGAGGAGAAAGAGCUCAUGGAGCGUCUUAGGAAGCUCUCAGUGCCAGCCAGUGAUGAGGAGGACGAGGUGCCUGCCCCAAUACACCGAGGAGGGAAGAAAACCAAGGGUGGUAAUGUUUUUGCAGCCCUGAUUCAGGAUCAGAGUGAGGAAGAGGAGGAAGAAGAAAAACAUCCUCCUAAGCCUGCCAAGCUAGAGAAGAAUUGGAUCAAUAAGGCUGUAUCUGAGGAACAACAGCCGGGGCUCAAGUGCAAAAAGGGAAAGGAAGACAAGUUAAAAGGGAAGGCCAAGCCUCAAAAUAAAUUUGCUGCUAUGGACAAUGAAGAGAAAGAAGAUGAAGAAGAAAUAACAGAAGAAAAGGAGCCACCCAAGCAAGGGAAGGAGAAGGCCAAGAAGGCAGAACAGGGUUCAGAGGAAGAAGGAGAAGAGGAAGAAGAAGGUGAGUCGAAGGCAAAUGAUCCCUAUGCUCACCUUAGCAAAAAGGAGAAGAAAAAGCUGAAGAAACAGUUGGAAUAUGAGCGCCAGGUGGCUUCGUUAAAAGCAGCCAAUGCUGCUGAGAAUGACUUCUCCGUGUCACAAGCAGAGGUGUCUUCCCGCCAAGCCAUGUUAGAAAAUGCAUCUGACAUUAAGCUAGAGAAGUUCAGCAUCUCAGCCCAUGGCAAGGAGUUAUUCGUCAACGCAGACCUGUACAUUGUGGCCGGCCGCCGCUAUGGGCUAGUGGGACCCAAUGGCAAGGGCAAGACCACUCUCCUCAAGCACAUCGCCAACCGAGCCUUGAGCAUCCCUCCCAACAUUGAUGUGUUGCUCUGUGAGCAGGAGGUGGUAGCAGAUGAAACGCCAGCAGUGCAGGCUGUUCUUCGAGCUGACACCAAGCGAUUAAAGCUGCUGGAAGAGGAGCGACAGCUUCAGGGUCAGCUGGAGCAGGGGGAUGACACAGCUGCCGAGAGGCUAGAGAAGGUUUAUGAGGAAUUGCGGGCUACUGGGGCAGCAGCUGCAGAGGCCAAAGCCCGGAGGAUCUUGGCUGGUCUGGGCUUCGACCCUGAAAUGCAGAAUCGUGCCACACAGAAGUUCUCGGGGGGCUGGCGCAUGCGUGUCUCCCUGGCCAGGGCGCUCUUCAUGGAGCCCACACUGCUGAUGUUGGAUGAGCCCACUAACCACCUGGACCUCAAUGCUGUCAUCUGGCUCAAUAACUAUCUUCAGGGCUGGCGGAAAACGUUGCUUAUCGUCUCCCAUGACCAGGGCUUCCUGGAUGAUGUCUGCACUGAUAUUAUUCAUCUCGAUGCCCAGCGGCUCCAUUACUAUAGGGGCAAUUACAUGACCUUCAAGAAGAUGUACCAGCAGAAGCAGAAAGAACUACUGAAGCAGUAUGAGAAGCAGGAGAAAAAGCUAAAGGAGCUAAAGGCGGGUGGCAAGUCCACCAAGCAGGCAGAAAAGCAAACAAAGGAAGCCCUGACUCGGAAGCAGCAGAAAUGCCGAAGGAAAAACCAGGAUGAGGAAUCGCAGGAGGCCCCUGAGCUCCUGAAGCGCCCCAAGGAGUACACUGUGCGCUUCACGUUUCCCAACCCCCCGCCACUCAGCCCUCCUGUGCUGGGUCUGCAUGGUGUGACAUUUGGCUAUGAGGGGCAGAAACCACUCUUUAAGAAUCUGGAUUUUGGCAUUGACAUGGAUUCAAGAAUCUGCAUCGUGGGCCCUAAUGGCGUGGGGAAAAGUACCCUGCUCCUGCUGCUGACGGGCAGGCUGACCCCGACUCGUGGGGAAAUGAGAAAGAACCACCGGCUGAAAAUUGGCUUCUUCAACCAGCAGUAUGCAGAGCAGCUGCGCAUGGAGGAGACACCUACUGAGUACUUGCAGCAGGGCUUCAACCUACCCUACCAGGAUGCCCGGAAGUGCCUUGGCCGCUUUGGCCUUGAGAGUCAUGCCCACACCAUCCAGAUCUGCAAACUCUCUGGUGGGCAAAAAGCCCGAGUUGUGUUUGCAGAGCUGGCCUGUCGGGAGCCCGAUGUCCUCAUCUUGGAUGAGCCCACCAAUAACUUGGACAUUGAGUCAAUUGAUGCUCUGGGAGAGGCCAUCAACGAGUAUAAGGGUGCUGUGAUCGUCGUCAGCCACGAUGCCCGACUCAUCACAGAAACCAACUGCCAGCUGUGGGUAGUGGAGGAGCAGAGUGUUAGCCAAAUCGAUGGCGAUUUCGAGGACUACAAGCGGGAGGUGUUGGAGGCCCUGGGUGAAGUCAUGGUCAACCGCCCCCGAGAGUGAUUUUUUCCUUCCUGGAAGUCUUCUGGAAGACCUACUGGUGUGGCCUAAAUGUCCCCUAUUGUCAGCUCUGUCUCCACUCAGAAACCUGCUUCUGGUCUGCAGCCAACCCAGCACAGGGAGGCAGAGCUUGGUCCUGAUGUGACUAGGAUACCACUUUACUUCCUUUCCUCUGGAAGACUUGUCUGUUUGCUUUUCUUUAGAUAACUGAGUUGGCCUUAUUUAUGACAUUCCUCUAUGCAAACAGAGGUGACCUUUGUCAAACUCAAGUGACCAGUAGUCUUGAGAUUCUUUCAUCACUCCACAGCCUGCCUCUUGUCCACCUUACAGCUUUAGGCCCAGCGGCCCCCUGGUCUUUGAGUGGUGGUGCUCUUUUUUGGUGGAUUUUGUGCUGACUUCAGGAUACAAACAGCUGUUGCAGUCCAGAGCUGCAGGAGAGGUCUGAGGCCUGUAUUGUUAACCUGAGUUUGGUUCCUGCAGUCAGUCUCCUGCCUGGUUGGGGACUUGGGGACAGGAAUGCUGCUGAACUUGAAUCUCCCUUUACAAGAGGAGGAAAUAAAAGAAGGAAUUGUCGCCACCCUGUCA
This is a messenger RNA of Pteropus alecto (black flying fox), 3218 nucleotides long. RefSeq names its product ATP binding cassette subfamily F member 1 (gene ABCF1). The record is from RefSeq and is a predicted model, not a curated record. The transcript has 25 exons. Gene Ontology annotation, molecular function: ATP binding; ATP hydrolysis activity. Bases 84 to 2636 code for a protein of 850 amino acids. NCBI's taxonomy places the organism in Eukaryota, Metazoa, Chordata, Mammalia, Chiroptera, Pteropodidae.